Messenger RNA from Cyphomyrmex costatus, 1413 nucleotides. RefSeq lists its product as uncharacterized. The record is from RefSeq and is a predicted model, not a curated record. NCBI's taxonomy places the organism in Eukaryota, Metazoa, Arthropoda, Insecta, Hymenoptera, Formicidae. Bases 91 to 1365 code for a protein of 424 amino acids. The transcript has 4 exons.
UUUUCGAUCAGAUUUCAGUAUUUUUAAAAGUAUUGUCGAAUUUCGUAAAUUAAUUUAUUAAUAGAUACGAGAUUAAAAGAAAUCGCGAUCAUGAGUCAAACCAAAAAUCGUAUUAAUUUGAGCGACGUGAGUGACAAGUUCACAGAAGAGGUGCUGGCAGACAUUCUCUGUAAAACAAGUAACGGGAAGAAGGUGCAGUUGACAGACUGGAAUUUUGGCGAGGGAUUUGCUAAAGGUGAUAGCUAUCUGUCGACUGUUAACAAGGGUAUACUAUAUGGUGUUAUAGACGGACAACAAGUGCAAGUUAAUUUCGUUGUAAAGUCAAUUCCCAAAAAUGUUGGCAGGAGAAAGACUUUCAGGAGCGAAGAUUUUUUCGGUAACGAAAUCAUGUUCUAUACAAAGAUUGUCCCCAAGAUUGAAAAAUUCUUAGCAGAGAAAGGACAAAGCAAUCUGCUGCGUAUACCACGUUACUUGGCUUCUCACAGGGAUGGUGAAAAUGAUUUUAUAGUCUUGGAAGAUGUUUCUCCCCUAGGAUUUGGACCUGCGUCCAGACAAAGCUGCCUGGACUGGACAGAAUGUACAGUAAUCUUAGAAGCCUUGGCGAAAUUUCAUGCAAUUUCAUUUGCGUACAGAGACCAAAGAAAAGAAGAAUUUGUAGAAUUAACAAGCCAUUUAAAAGAAACCUACUUUGGUGAUCAUAAUUGGAACUGGUACCAAGAAUUUCAUAAAAAACUAGUAGAUAUAGCUAAACAUGCAUUAAUGAUGGAAUAUCCUAACAGUAAAGCUGAAAAGCAAUUUAAUUCCUAUAAAUUUGGUACACUCUAUGACAAAUGCUCAGAAUUAAUAUGUAAUGAAGAUGCCCCGACGUUUGUUAUAGCCGCGGGUGAUUGUUGGGCCCCGAACUUUCUAGUACGAAAUAUUGGGCAAAAUAAAAAAGAAGCACUACUACUGGAUUUUCAGCUUGCACGUUGCGCUAGUCCUGUUACAGAUCUUUCGUUUUUAAUUUAUUCUUGCACUCAGAAGCCAUUUCGAGAUCAGUAUUAUGAUGACAUAUUAAAAGUUUAUCACUCCGAGUUGAGCAGUGCCAUUAAAUCUCUUGGAUCUGAACCAGAAAAGAUUUAUCCGUGGGAUUUAUUUAUGAAAGAUCUGAAGAAAAAUUUCAUACUUGGAUUAGUAUUUGCUCUAGAAUCUAUUCCAUUUUGUCUACUGGAUCCAUCACAAUCAUUCGAUUUAGAUGCUAUUAUCAAAGGCAAUGAGGCAGUAAAUAUUGUUGAAGUAUGGACAUUAUCCAAUAUUAAAACAUCAAGUGGAAGGCAAAGAUUAGCAGACGUAAUUGUUCAUGCAGUUGAGAAUGGUUAUUUAUGAAAAAGGAUUUAUAUGUAAUUCAACUUGUUGCGUUAUAGAAAAUUAUAA